UAGAACCCUUUACUACCCAGUUGCACCAGCAUUCCACCAAGGAAAGAGAGAGGCAGCAGGCAGAAAGAAAGAAAGGAGAAAGGCAAGAAAAGGGAAGUCAUGUAAAGGAAAAUGAAGCGAGCACGAGGUGAGAGAACAGCAGCCAGUGCAGGGGCAAGGUGGAUUUGGCUUCCCUUUUCCUUCAGGAAGGGGGUGAAUUUACCUCAGUGCUGCCUCGGGAAUUAUCCAGGUCCAGAUGUUGCCAGAAAGGAACAAUAAAGAGGGAGAUUCGGGGGUGGAUUUUCUUCUUCCUCCUAUUUGCCCGGGAUCACCGCUUGUUACUUGUUAGACGUCCAGCUGCCUAGACUCUUUCUGCCUUCGAUGUUGGUGUUUUAAGGUUCAUAUCCAUCCAUCCUGCCGUCGGCUUGUCCCGGCAGCCCUGGAGGUUGAGGGUCGCCUUCGGCUGAGUUCUCCAAAGAGCUGUGGAUGGGGCAGGUCCGACUGACUGAAUGCCUGGGCAGUGAGAGGUGCUUUGGGGGUGCUGUGGUAGCCGUGGGCUGAGAGAUGUGAGGGGAAGCAAGGAGGGGGAGGAGGAGGUGGAGAGCGGCUCCGGGAGCCACCCGGUUCAAGGCGAAAGCGGCCCAAAGUGACUGCCUGGAAGAUCCGCGACAACUUUUAUGGCUGGGAAAGUGGUCGGGGCGCAUCUGGCUGCUCCCCCGCGGUGAGGAAGGGGCCAAGCCCUCGGGGUUAGAUUGUAAGUGGACCAGGCUUGGAUUCUCUGGAAUUCUCCUUUUCUGGAGACGGCGGAGGGGAAGGGCGUCGCUUCCCUGGGACGCCCCGGAUUUCCCGCUUCGGGUCUCAGUAAUGAGGAGACUGAGUUUGUGGUGGCUUCUGAGCAGGAUCUGUCUGCUGCUGCUGCCGCCCUGUGCGCUUGUCCUGGCCAGGGUCCCCGGCUCCUCAUCCCACCCACAACCCUGCCAGAUCCUCAAGCGCAUCGGGCACACAGUACGGAUCGGGGCAGUGCACCUGCAACCCUGGACUACAGCCGCCCGCACUACCACCAGCAGUGGACAAGGCUGGAGCGGGGCAGGGGGGCAACGUAAUGACAUCUACCCUGGGGGCGCCGCGGCGCCCGUCACAGCAGGCAAAGCCGCAGGGGCCCUGGACGGCCAGGGCAGGGCGGAGGCUGAGGCGGUGGCUGCAGUGGCAUCAGCAGAGGCGGGCGAUAGAAGUUGGCGGGCCAGGGCCCCCGCUCCCGUCGGUGGGGCAGAGGCUCCAAACCGCUGGAUUGGGAGCGCCCUGCACAGCAGAGGGGCUGGGCUGCCGGGAAGCGCGGGCGACUCAGCACUCUUCCCUCGGGAUGCUCUGCUCUUCGCUGUGGAGAACCUGAACCGCAUGUCGGGACUGUUGCCUUACAACCUCUCCCUGGAAGUGGUGAUGGCGAUUGAGGCCGGACUCGGGGACCUCCCUCUCCUGCCCUUUUCCUCCCCGAGUUCGGCCUGGAGCAGUGACCCCGUCUCCUUCCUGCAGAGCGUGUGCCACACCGUGGUGGUGCAAGGGGUGUCAGCGUUGCUUGCCUUCCCACAAAGCCAGGGGGAGAUGCUGGAACUCGAGUUCAUCAGCUCCGUCUUGCACAUCCCAGUAAUCAGUAUAGUGCGCUACGAAUUUCCUCGGAAGAGUCAGAAUCCCCUUCACCUACAGCUGAGUUUAGAAAAUUCAUUAAGUUCUGAUGCUGAUGUCACUGUCUCAAUCCUGACCAUGAACAACUGGUACAAUUUCAGCUUGCUGCUAUGCCAGGAAGAUUGGAACAUCACAGACUUCCUCUUCCUCAUCCAGCAGAGUGCCAAGUUCCACCUGGGAUCCAUUAUCAAUAUCACAGCCAACCUCUCCUCGAGGCAAGAUCUACUGAACUUCUUGCAAGUCCAGCUUGAGAGCAUUAAGGACACCACACCCACCAUGGUGUUGUUUGGCUGUGACAUGGAAAGCAUUCGGAGGAUUUUUGAAAUCACCACUCAGUUUGGAGGGAUGCCCCUGGAUCUCCACUGGGUUCUUGGGGAUUCCCAGAAUGUGGAGGAAUUGAGGACAGAAGGUCUGCCUCUGGGCCUCAUUGCUCAUGGCAAAACCACCCAGUCUAUCUUUGAACAUUAUGUGCAGGAUGCAAUGGAACUGGUAGCAAGGGCCAUUGCCACAGCCACCAUGGUCCAGCCAGAACUUGCACUCAUUCCCAGUACCAUGAACUGCAUGGAUGAGGGAGUCACCAAUCUCACAUCAGGGCAGUAUUUAUCAAGGUUUCUAGCCAAUACUACUUUCAGAGGGCUUAGUGGUUCCAUCAGGGUGAAAGAAUCCACCAUCCUAAGCUCUGAAAACAACUUUUUCAUCUGGAAUCUACAGCAUGACCCAGUAGGGAAGCCGAUGUGGACCCGCCUGGGCAGCUGGCAGGGAGGGAAGAUCGUCAUGGACUACGGGAUAUGGCCAGAACAAGCCCAGAGGCACAGAAUCAGCUUUCAACACCCUGCCCGGCUACAUCUGAGAGUGGUCACCCUGAUCGAGCAUCCAUUUGUCUUCACACGUCAGGUGGAUGAUGAUGGUCUGUGUCCUGCUGGUCAGCUCUGCCUGGAUCCCCUGACCAACAACUCCUCCAUAUUGGAUGGCCUUUUUGACAGCCUCCAGGGUGAUAAUGAUACAGUGCCCAUUAAAUAUAAGAAGUGUUGCUAUGGCUAUUGCAUUGAUCUCCUGGAAAAGCUGGCAGAGGACCUGAACUUCGACUUUGAUCUCUACAUUGUUGGAGAUGGAAAAUAUGGAGCCUGGAAAAAUGGCCACUGGACUGGGCUAGUCGGGGACCUCCUGAGUGGGACAGCCCAUAUGGCAGUCACUUCCUUUAGCAUAAACACUGCUCGCAGCCAGGUGAUUGACUUUACCAGCCCCUUCUUCUCCACCAGCUUGGGCAUCUUAGUGAGAACCCGAGACACGGCAGCUCCUAUCGGAGCCUUCAUGUGGCCACUCCACUGGACAAUGUGGCUGGGGAUAUUUGUGGCCCUUCACAUUACCGCCAUAUUCCUCACUCUAUAUGAAUGGAAAAGUCCCUUUGGAAUGACUCCCAAAGGGCGGAAUAGAAGCAAAGUCUUCUCCUUCUCUUCAGCCUUGAAUGUCUGCUAUGCCAUCUUGUUUGGCAGAACUGUGGCCAUCAAACCUCCCAAAUGCUGGACUGGAAGGUUUUUAAUGAAUCUCUGGGCUAUUUUCUGUUUGUUUUGCCUUUCCACAUACACAGCAAAUCUGGCUGCUGUCAUGGUUGGAGAGAAAAUCUAUGAAGAGCUCUCUGGGAUACAUGACCCAAAGCUUCAUCAUCCCUCCCAAGGCUUUCGCUUCGGAACAGUUCGGGAGAGCAGUGCUGAAGAUUAUGUGAAGCAAAGCUUCCCAGAGAUGUAUGAAUACAUGAGAAGGAAUGAUCCAGAGAAGCUGGACGCCUUCAUCAUGGACAAAGCCCUCCUUGACUAUGAAGUGUCUAUUGACGCUGACUGCAAACUGCUCACAGUGGGGAAACCAUUUGCCAUUGAAGGCUAUGGUAUUGGCCUUCCUCCAAACUCUCCACUGACCUCAAAUAUAUCAGAACUUAUCAGCCAGUACAAGUCACAUGGAUUUAUGGAUGUGCUGCAUGACAAGUGGUACAAGGUGGUUCCCUGUGGCAAGAGAAGUUUUGCUGUCACUGAGUCCAAGACUCAUAUUUGA
Messenger RNA from Dromiciops gliroides (monito del monte), 3705 nucleotides. RefSeq names its product glutamate ionotropic receptor NMDA type subunit 3A (gene GRIN3A). Gene Ontology annotation, molecular function: NMDA glutamate receptor activity; transmitter-gated monoatomic ion channel activity involved in regulation of postsynaptic membrane potential. Gene Ontology annotation, cellular component: postsynaptic membrane; plasma membrane. Gene Ontology annotation, biological process: synaptic transmission, glutamatergic; monoatomic ion transport; ionotropic glutamate receptor signaling pathway. The coding region runs from base 844 to 3705 and encodes 953 amino acids. The record is from RefSeq and is a predicted model, not a curated record. The transcript is spliced from 7 exons. NCBI's taxonomy places the organism in Eukaryota, Metazoa, Chordata, Mammalia, Microbiotheria, Microbiotheriidae.